ACUACACAGAUAAUAAUUUCUCCUGCCUGAAGCACUGAUGGCUGCGAUGGUUGGAAGUGUGGGCGUCAUGGUGACUCUCCUCAUGUGUGUUCUUGGAGGCCAAGCGCUGGACCUGCUGAGGGUGACUGCAACAUCAGGGACUCCUCCCUCCACUCCCAGAGUGCAUUGCUGGUGUUCAAGCUACCCAAACAUGACUCUUUGCUCCUGGCCUGAACCCUCUAUCUCCCCUCCGACACACUACAUUGCCACCUACAGUGAGCGACACAGACCACUGGACACUAAGCAGUGCCAACUUAUCCAACCCGGCUCUUCAUCCUCUGAUCUGACUUCAACAUCGUCAUCCUCAUCUGAACGGUUGUGGCACUGCCAACUGCCCAACCUGCGGCUCCUCACUGACUACAUCUUCAACAUCACAGCAGUUUAUUCUGGUGGAAGCAGCUCCCAUCUAUCAAGCUUCAUGCUGGAGGAUAUAGUGAAACCAGAUCCUCCCGUAAAUGUCCGGGUUUCCCCUCAGGACGUCAGAAACCUGCUGGUGCAGUGGUCUCCUCCCCCUUCUUGGGCUAACCUAAACAUCUUCCCCCUAAAAUACCAGAUACUAUAUCGAUGGGAAAACAGGGGCAAUCCGAAGUCUGUCAAUGAAGAAGAGCAGGCAGCAGCUCCAGAGACGGACCCCCAGUCAGCAGUUGCAGCAACCCAAAUCCAGCCAACACAAACCCCAGAACCGAGGGACCUGACAGCCACGACUCCCAGCCAGAUCAGCAAACUUUCUGUUGCUGCCGUUACACAGCUGGGUCCGUUUGAGAGCACCAAGGUUGAGCUGAAGGGCCUGACCCCAGGAAGGACCUAUGUAUUCCAGGUGUGUGCGAAGGAGCUGCUGGGUCUGGGCAUGUGCAGCGACUGGAGCUCACCUGUAAAAAUCACCAUACCACGAAGAAAACUGUAGAGACUCUCCCUCUCACUACCUGUUUUAU
Epinephelus fuscoguttatus (brown-marbled grouper) is the source of this 971-nucleotide messenger RNA. RefSeq names its product Epstein-Barr virus induced 3 (gene ebi3). Bases 38 to 943 code for a protein of 301 amino acids. Gene Ontology annotation, cellular component: external side of plasma membrane; membrane. The record is from RefSeq and is a predicted model, not a curated record. Gene Ontology annotation, molecular function: protein binding; cytokine receptor activity. Lineage: Eukaryota; Metazoa; Chordata; Actinopteri; Perciformes; Serranidae. The transcript is spliced from 7 exons. Gene Ontology annotation, biological process: cytokine-mediated signaling pathway.